UGUUUUAUUUUAUAGUCGGAGAUUAGCCACCUGACAGAGGGAUAGAUACAUUGCACACGACAGUUAUUUUGCGGCGCCUCCUCUGCUGUUCAUUGAAGUAAGUUAUUUCCAUCGUAUCGGCUGGCACCUAAGUCAUAUUUUUCCUGGAGCAUUUUGGAAGUCACGUGAAACUGUAGUAUUUUUUCCCCCAGCUGACUGGAGGAGAAUAUCUGGGACCAUGAAUAACCCCUUCCAACAUAUAGUUGAGCCUCUGGCUCCAAACGACUCACACCAGUGCUUUUACAAUCUGACAAAACUACAAGAUCCCAGAUAUGACCGUCUGCCAUUUUCCAUUCGUGUGCUGCUGGAGUCUGCUGUCAGGAACUGUGAUGAAUUUCUGGUGAAGCGUUCAGAUGUGGAGAGCAUCCUGAACUGGAAGAAGACCCAGACCCAAACUGUGGAAGUGCCCUUCAGACCAGCCCGUGUCAUCCUUCAGGACUUCACUGGUGUACCUGCUGUGGUGGACUUUGCUGCUAUGCGGGAUGCAGUGAUGAAACUAGGCGGUGAUCCAGAGAAGAUUAAUCCUGUUUGUCCCGCCGACCUUGUGAUUGAUCAUUCCAUCCAGGUGGAUUUUAACAGGAAGUCCGAUAGCCUGCAGAAAAAUCAGGACCUGGAAUUUGACAGAAACAAAGAGAGAUUUCAGUUCUUAAAGUGGGGCUCUAAAGCCUUCAGGAACAUGCGGAUCAUUCCUCCUGGUUCCGGUAUCGUUCACCAGGUGAACCUGGAAUAUCUGGCCCGUGUGGUAUUCAACCAGGAUGGGUAUUACUACCCAGACAGCCUGGUGGGCACCGACUCCCACACCACUAUGAUUGAUGGCCUGGGUGUCCUGGGCUGGGGCGUGGGUGGGAUUGAAGCAGAGGCUGUUAUGUUAGGCCAGCCAAUCAGCAUGGUCCUGCCUGAGGUGGUGGGAUACAAGCUUCAUGGGACUCCAGACAAACUCAUCACUUCCACAGAUAUUGUCCUCACUGUCACUAAGGACCUUCGCCAGGUGGGUGUGGUGGGGAAGUUUGUGGAGUUUUUUGGUCCAGGUGUGGCUCAGUUGUCCAUCGCUGACCGAGCCACCAUUGCCAACAUGUGUCCAGAGUACGGAGCAACAGCAGCUUUCUUCCCUGUGGACAAUGUCAGCAUUCAGUAUUUGGAGCAGACCGGGCGAGAGCCUGAAAAACUGGCCUAUAUUACAAAGUACCUGAAGGCAGUGGGCAUGUACAGAGAUUAUAAUGAUGCUUCUCAGGAUCCUGAUUUCACAAAGGUUGUAGAGCUUGAUCUCAGCACAGUGGUUCCUUGCUGUAGUGGCCCCAAAAGGCCCCAGGACCGAAUUCCUGUGUCAUACAUGAAGAAAGACUUCGAAAAUUGUCUUGGAGAAAAGCAAGGUUUCAAGGGCUUCCAAGUGGCCCCUGACCGUCACAACACCAUCGUCCCGUUCCAGUACAAUGACACAGAGUAUUCUCUCUCCCACGGCUCAGUGGUCAUUGCAGCCAUCACCAGCUGCACCAACACCAGCAACCCUUCGGUCAUGCUUGGAGCCGGGUUGCUUGCAAAAAAGGCGAUAGAGCUUGGCUUAAGCGUGAAGCCAUACAUAAAGACCAGCUUGUCACCAGGCAGUGGAGUGGUCACCUACUACCUGAAGAAGAGUGGUGUUAUGAACUACCUUGCUCAGCUUGGCUUUGAAGUCGUUGGCUAUGGCUGCAUGACCUGUAUAGGCAACAGUGGCCCCUUACCAGAGCCAGUGGUGGAGGCCAUUACCAAGGGAGACUUGGUCGCUGCAGGUGUCCUGUCUGGGAACAGAAAUUUUGAAGGCCGAGUCCACCCCAACACCAGAGCAAACUACCUGGCUUCUCCACCUCUGGUCAUUGCUUAUGCAAUUGCAGGCACUGUGAGAAUUGAUUUUGAGAGAGAGCCAAUCGCUGUUAACUCUAAUGGACAAGAAAUUUUCCUGAGGGAUAUCUGGCCAACACGGAACGAGAUCCAGGCUGUAGAGAGAGAGUUUGUCAUUCCAUCAAUGUUCAAAGAAGUCUACGAGAAGAUUGAGAAAGUAAAUGAACGCUGGAACUCCCUCAUCGCUCCCUCUGACAAACUGUACACGUGGGACACCAACUCUACUUAUAUCAAGUCACCGCCAUUCUUUGAUGGCCUGACCAUGAAGCUGCAGCCACCCAGCUCCAUAAAUGAUGCCUAUGUGCUGCUGAACUUUGGUGACUCGGUCACCACAGACCACAUUUCUCCUGCUGGAAACAUCGCCCGGAACAGUCCUGCAGCACGUUACCUGACAAGCAGAGGUCUGACCCCUCGGGACUUCAACUCCUAUGGCUCUCGUAGAGGGAACGAUGCUGUAAUGGCCAGAGGGACCUUUGCCAACAUCCGCCUCUUUAAUAAAUUCCUCAACAAGCAAGCACCACAAACAAUCUACCUGCCCACUGGUGAAACACUGGAUGUGUUUGAUGCUGCUGAGAGGUACCAGCAGGCUGGUAUCCCUCUACUGAUUUUGGCUGGGAAGGAGUACGGCUCCGGCAGCUCCAGAGAUUGGGCGGCAAAAGGCCCAUUUCUACUGGGUAUUAAGGCUGUCCUAGCAGAGAGCUAUGAGCGAAUCCACCGUAGUAACCUGGUUGGGAUGGGGGUGAUCCCUCUGGAGUAUCUACCAGGGCAAACUGCAGACAGCCUGGGGCUGACUGGUAGAGAGCGAUACACCAUCAUCAUCCCAGGGCAGCUAACACCCAGGAUGAAAGUCGACGUUAAGCUUGACACAGGGAAAACGUUCCAAGUGCAAAUGAGAUUUGACACAGACGUGGAACUGGCAUAUUUCCACCAUGGCGGCAUCCUCAACUACAUGAUCCGCAAGAUGUCUGGAAAGUAAAAAAAAAAAAAAAAAAAAAAAGCAAGUACAGCACUGCUAAUCACGCACAUCUUCUGUCCACAGAGAGAGAGAGAGAGAGAGAGAGAGAGAGAGAGAGAGAGAGAGAGAGAGAGAGAGAGAGCAAAAUCUGUUUUUUAGUCUCUCAGUUUUCCACCUCCCAUCCUCCAUAGGAUAUCAACCAUAGUUAUGGCAAAUCUAGCAAUACCGUCCAACAGUAAUUCAGUCAUUUUCCAGUUUUGGUGUUUGGAAUUUCUGCCUUGAAGCUGCCCUCUUGAACUGACAGGAAUAUCAUCACAUUUUUCUCAUGUUUGAGAAUGCUGCUGUUUGUUUGAAAAUGCAGAGCAUACUUGAGUGAAAUGUAUGAGAUGGAAAUAUUUAGUCAGAUAAAGAUACUAGGUGAAGUAAUAUGAUUUUCAAUUUAUAGGUGCCACAGUUAAAACUGUUCACAUUGUGUUCCACCUCAGCAACUUUUCAGUCCUUCAGUCAUGUCUAGACACUCUCUGUUGGAGAAGGGGUAUCAACUGAAGAAAGAGUUAAAGGAGAGAGCUGUGGCACCAGUUGUGUGUUUUGAAACUGUUAUCAGUUGUGCUAAGGUUCGAGUUUUAGAGAUAAUACUACAUGUAGACAAUGUAACCUAAUUAAGGAAAUAACAUUUAAGAAGUCAGGGUCCUAGUGAGGGAUUAAUGGGAGAUGAUGAUGAUAAUUGGUGGUUAUGGUUGCCAACUACUGGUCACAAUCCCCCACAGACCAUAGAGAAUGGAAGUUUAUCCAGGAAUAAAUGGCAUUAGAUUGUUAGAACAGCAUAUUGCAUAAAAAAGUAGAAUGGAAAUAUGUGACAGUACUGUAGAAACACAUACUGUAUUACACAGACAGUUGUUACCUUAACACAUUGGUAUUACUGUGUGCAGUUAUUGCACAUCAUUUGAAUCACACUAGGUGGCAGCAUUGAGCCCAUUUGUGUUGUUUUUUGUUGAGCUCUGCCCCUGUGGUGGACUCUGUGGUUUGUCACCACUGUUUUAUUCAUGACCAAAAUUUGUCUGGUUGCUGUCACUGUCUGACUGUACUCUAAAAGGAGCCUGUUUUGUUUUUGUUUUUCUUCUAAACUUAAGUGUGAACCCAUUUUGCCAAUGCAUCCAAGUUCAGAUUAAUGACUGCCUUAACAAGUUGAUGUAGGAUUUCUGGUUAUGUUGAUUCAAAGAUAUUUAUGUGUCCUUGCUGUGUUAUGCUAACAAUGUUGAUCAUCUUGGUUAUGAAGACCAUGUUUCUGUUCUUUAACAGUUGCCUGUUCAUAAAAAAUGUCUUUGAAUGCACUAAGCCAUAGAACACUGAUACAUAUAAUAAACUGUGAUUUU
This is a messenger RNA of Myripristis murdjan (pinecone soldierfish), 4242 nucleotides long. RefSeq names its product aconitase 1, soluble (gene aco1). NCBI's taxonomy places the organism in Eukaryota, Metazoa, Chordata, Actinopteri, Holocentriformes, Holocentridae. The record is from RefSeq and is a predicted model, not a curated record. Bases 218 to 2890 code for a protein of 890 amino acids. The transcript has 21 exons.